Molecule: messenger RNA, 2142 nt
Organism: Phymastichus coffea
Lineage: Eukaryota; Metazoa; Arthropoda; Insecta; Hymenoptera; Eulophidae
Product: putative ankyrin repeat protein RF_0381
Exons: 1
Coding region: 1-2142 (713 amino acids)
Molecular function (GO): protein binding
Source: RefSeq, a predicted model, not a curated record
AUGGAUUUUCUAUUAGAAGCCGUCAAGUCAGGUUUACUCAAUGUUGUCAGAAAAGUGGUAUCAGAAACAGGAAUACCUUUCGAUUCCAAUUGGAUAGAUUAUGCAGCCUUGAAACAAGCAAUCGCCGACGAGCACGAAGAAAUCGCGAUGUAUCUUCUUGACAAAAAUUGCAGAGUAAUAAUGAAGGAUGAUGAACCGCACGAGACGCCACUUCAUUGCGCCGUAAAACGAAGAAACACAAACAUGGUAAAAGAACUGCUGGAGAAAGGGGCAUCUAUCGAAAUUUUAAAUGGUCAAGGUUAUAGUCCAUUGCAUCUAGCAUUGAUUUUCAAUGACGAAGUAGUAAUCGACAUUAUCUUGAACUUCAUCGUUCAAACUAGUAACUACUCGAAUGUAAGGAGCAAGAACGGGUUAACUCACUUUCACGUAGCUUGUACGAGGAAAAACAUAGAAGUUAUCGAAGGAUUUAUCAAAAACGGAUCAGACAUUAAUGAAGCUAUCGACGAGAAUUCGGAUUAUCGGCCAGGUUACACAGCCAAGCAUUUUGCCGCUGAGUUUCAGUCUUUGGAAGCCUUGAAAUUACUAGUGAAUGCUACAAGUCGAAAAUGUAGUUCAGUAAAAGAUAAAAAUGGGCAAUCACCUGCAGAUUUAGCUAGAAAAAGUUUAGAAAAGCUGUCGAUUAUGGUUUACCUACUGUCGGGUGAAAGUCAACCAAACGAGAACGAUGAUAACUCAAAAAUCUCGCAAUUUCACAUAGCUUGUUGUCAAGAUAAUCCGAGAUUAGUGCAGAAAUUCAUCGAAAAUGGUGUUGCUGUAAAUAAUUCUGUCGCAAAAGAAACUAAGUUCUGUCCGGGCUAUUCCCCAUUACACUUUGCCGUUAAAAGUAAUUGCAAGGAGAACGUCCAAUUGCUAUUGAAAGAAAAUGCUAACACUCAACAGAAAGAUGCAACCUCUGCAACAGCACUUCACUUAGCAAUGUACGACGAAGAUCCUAAUGAGAAGAAUACUAUUGUUGAUCUUAUUUACAAUACUAUGAGUACCGAAAAUAAGUUGUCGAAUGUUAUGGAUGCUUACGGUUUGAACUACUUACAUAUAGCGGUCAGUAGGAACCAGUUAGAUAUAGUUAAAACUUUUCUAGACAGAAGAGAGAAUAUUGAACAGAGAAUUUUCUACAAUCAUCAGCAGUUUGCUUAUUACACACCUCUGCAUUUUGCGGUACGUUACAAACAUUUGGAAAUGACUAAAUUUCUGAUUGAACGUGGUGCCGUCGUCAAAGAGAUGUGCAAGGAUGGAUUACCACUUCAAAUGGCAAUUGAUGCUGGCCAUAUGGAACUGAUUGAUCUUUUGUGGAAUUAUGAAGUGGAUAGGGAUUUGAUUAGAAGUGUAGAUGGUAAAACGAUACUUCAAUCGCUUGUAGAAGCGUAUAAGAAGAAUUACGAAAAACAAAUUGAGGAUGACAUAAAGGAUUCAAUUGUCAGUGUGAGCUAUCGGUUGCUAGUGUACAUCAAACGACUUCUCAUUCUUGGUUGCGACGUAAAUCAUCAUGACGACGAUGGCAAUACGGCUUUACACAUCGCCUGUAAAAAUAUUGAGACUGGGUCUUUUUGCAUACAAUUACUUUUGAUUUACGGAGCAGACAUCGAUGCUGAAAACGACAAAGGAGAUACGCCGUUCGAUUGCGCUUUUCACAAUCCAUAUUUAGAGAAUGGAGAGUCGUAUAUGAUAUUGUAUCACCACGUGCAAAAAUUAAAGGUUAUUGGGUACCCGGUGAACGCAAAGAAUGAUAUUUGUUGUCAGAGAUUACUUGACGAAUGUGUCAAGUACUAUCCCAAUGCUAAAUGCUUUAAAUUACCUGAACUUGAUACCAAGAAACAACAAAGACGCGAUGAAGUAACGAAAAUGAAAAAUUUUAAGCUUACGAAAUAUGUUUCGCUUCAUGACUUUGUGCGACUUGGUAUAAUUGAUGCGGUUACAUAUAUUACAAAUGAUGAUUUGUUAGAUCUUAUUAAAAAUAAUAAUGAAUUGGACGAGAAGUUUCCGCAAUAUGGUUACUUGAUUCGAUUACAUUAUUCAAAAUGUAUUAAGUAUUGGGACAUGUUUUUAAAUCAUGAUCGAUACGCAAAACGAAAACGAUAUGAAUGA